This is a messenger RNA of Kwoniella shivajii, 504 nucleotides long. RefSeq lists its product as uncharacterized. Gene Ontology annotation, molecular function: structural constituent of ribosome; RNA binding. Gene Ontology annotation, cellular component: ribosome; cytosolic small ribosomal subunit. The transcript has 4 exons. Bases 1 to 504 code for a protein of 167 amino acids. NCBI's taxonomy places the organism in Eukaryota, Fungi, Basidiomycota, Tremellomycetes, Tremellales, Cryptococcaceae. Gene Ontology annotation, biological process: ribosomal small subunit assembly; translation. The record is from RefSeq and is a predicted model, not a curated record.
AUGCCAGGUGUUCGUGACAUCAGUGCCGAGUCCUUCAUCAAGGCUUACUCAUCCCAUCUUAAAAGAUCCGGUAAACUCGAAAUCCCCACAUGGGUCGAUAUCGUUAAGACUGGUUCCCAAAAAGAAUUGGCACCUUAUGACCCGGAUUGGUACUACGUACGAGCUGCCGCCGUCGCUCGACACAUCUACCUCCGAAAACACGUUGGUGUAGGUGCCCUUGCCAAACUUCACGGAACCACCAACCGAAGAGGUACCCGAAGAUCUCACCACAGAGACUCUGCCACCGGUGUUCAACGAAACGUAGUUCAAUCUCUCGAGAAGAUUGGUGUACUUGAAGUUCACCCUGAUGGUGGUAGACGAAUCAGCCAAGAUGGAAUGAGAGAUCUUGACCGAAUCGCCACCGCCGUCCUUGAGACCGAGCGAGAGGAAGUAGAAUCUGAGGAGGAGGAGGAGGAGGAAGAUGAGGAGGAAGAUGAAGAGGAGGAAGAGGCCGAUGAGGAGUAG